AUGAACCGACUAUUCGGCACCAAGAGUGCGGCUCCCAAGCCCACUCUGGACGGCGCCAUCUCCAAUGUGGACAACCGCGUCUCCAGCAUCGACGUCAAGCUCGCGGCGCUAAACUCCGAGCUGACAACCUACCAAGCCAAAAUCGCCAAGAUGCGCGACGGGCCCGGUAAGAACGCCCUGCGACAAAAAGCGCUGAAGGUGCUGCAGCGCCGCAAGCAGUACGAGGCACAGCGGGACCAGCUCUCGCAGCAAUCAUGGAACAUGGAGCAGGCGGGGAUGAUGCAGGACAAUCUGAAGAACGUGAUGACGACUGUGGACGCAAUGAAGACGACGACCAAGGAGCUGAAGAAGCAGUAUGGCAAGGUUGAUAUCGAUAAGAUCGAGCGCAUGCAGGAUGAGAUGGCCGAUUUGAUGGAGGUCGGCAAUGAGAUCCAGGAGAGUAUCUCGCGCGCAUAUGAUGUGCCAGAGGAUGUGGAUGAGGCGGAGUUGGAUGCUGAGCUGGAGGCUCUGGGCGAGGAGUCGAUGUUUGAGAGCAGUAUGGCGGAGAGUGCGAUGCCGAGCUUCUUGCAGGAUGAGGUUGCGCCGCCGCAAUUUAUUGAUGAGCCGCCGGAGCACGCGCAGCUGAAGGAGCCCGCGGGAGGUACGGCGUGA
This is a messenger RNA of Penicillium lagena, 651 nucleotides long. Its product is annotated as putative SNF7 family protein (Cta1). Lineage: Eukaryota; Fungi; Ascomycota; Eurotiomycetes; Eurotiales; Aspergillaceae. Gene Ontology annotation, biological process: vesicle budding from membrane; late endosome to vacuole transport via multivesicular body sorting pathway. The transcript is spliced from 2 exons. Gene Ontology annotation, cellular component: multivesicular body. The record is from RefSeq and is a predicted model, not a curated record. The coding region runs from base 1 to 651 and encodes 216 amino acids.